This is a messenger RNA of Maudiozyma saulgeensis, 843 nucleotides long. The record is from the annotation of a GenBank genome assembly. Lineage: Eukaryota; Fungi; Ascomycota; Saccharomycetes; Saccharomycetales; Saccharomycetaceae.
AUGUCAACAAACCAAUCGAUAAAAGUAAAUAAUGAAAUCAAUAAUAUAGCCUCCAGGAAGAAAGGAAGUAACAAUACUAGCUCGACGAAAGGUAUCACUGAAAAUACUAGUGAUGAUGUUCAUCUACCGGUAACGGAGAUUCAUUUGAAAUCACAUGAAUGGUUUGGCGAUUUUAUCACGAAACAUGAAAUACCACGUAAAGUGUUUCAUUCAUCUAUUGGGUUCAUUACAUUAUAUUUGUAUACACAGGGGAUAGAUUAUAAACACGUGACAAAACCGCUAACGUUAGCCUUCGUGAUUAUUUUUAUAUUAGAUCUAAUUAGAUUACGUUGGCCAUUUUUUAACAAACUUUAUUGUCGUUGUGUUGGUGCAUUGAUGAGGAAAAAAGAAAUACAUACAUACAAUGGUGUAUUAUGGUAUUUGUUAGGUCUGAUUUUCUCUUUCUCCUUCUUUUCUAAGGAUGUUACUUUGAUUUCUUUGUUUCUACUAAGUUGGUCAGACACAGCAGCUUCGACAUUUGGUAGAAAAUAUGGACAUUUAACUCCAAAGAUUGCAAGAAACAAGUCUCUUGCAGGUUCUUUAGCUGCUUUUACAGUAGGUGUUUUGACCUGUUUGACCUUUUAUGGUUAUUUCGUUCCUCAUUACAAUUAUUUAAAUAAAGAAGGAGAAAUUUUUUGGACUCCAGAAACUAGUAGAUUAGGACUAAUGAAUUUAUCAUGGUUAGGAGGUUUAGUAGCAGCAUUAAGUGAAGGGAUUGAUAUGUUCAAUUGGGAUGAUAAUUUUACAAUUCCAGUAUUAUCUUCAAUAUUUUUACAUACUGUAAUCUACCUAUUUAGAAAAUAA